AUGGAAAUAACAGGAUUCACAAAUGGCAAUGCCGCCAAGUAUGUAGAACAGUUUUUCGAUCAGGCCGACAAUACAUUAAAAGAUACUUCAUCGCAAGGUCGAAAGCUAGUGAAGUUUUUAAAGUAUCAUCCAUAUAUUUGGAGCAUUGCCCAUAUUCCGGUCAUUCUAGAUUUGAUAUGUAGUCUUUGGGAUGAUGCCCAAUGGUCCACAAUAGAAACAAUCACUGUGACAACAUUGUAUGAUCAAAUAAUCGAACAGCUAUGUCGUCGAUACUUAACGAAACGAAAUAUCAAUCAUCAAAACAUGACAAAAACCAUUGUUUACACACAAUGUCGUAACGUAUUAGCAAUUUUAGAAAGCUUGGCUUUCAAUGCCAUGGAAACCGCAGUUAUUAUUUUCCAACCAACCUUACUUGAAAAAGCAAUCAAUGAAGCUGCAUGCUUAUCGACUGAUCAUUCACAGUUGCUUAACAUGAGCAUUCUCCGACAUUACGACCAUAAGCCGACUGAUCCUCGAAUUGAACCAGAAAAACAGUAUUAUUUUGUUCAUCUCAGUUUUCAAGAGCAUUUUACAGCACGAUACUUGAGUCAAGAUCCAGACAUAAAACGUCAAACAUGUUCAAUAUUGUCUGAGCUGACAAUAUCCAACCCGCAAAAAACUCUGAUUUCAACACUUAUCACCACGCUCGAGGAUGAUAAUACGAACAUCAGACAGAGUGCUUGUGAAGCUUUAGGUAACUUGGCUGGAAAACCAACAAUCGAUGAGGUGAUCGAUGCGUUGGGCAGCACACUAAAAGAUUGGCGGAAUCCUGUUGUGGAUGCAGUGGUGAAAGCAUUGGUGAAAAUUUGUGAGCGGUCUGAAAACACCGAGCUGAUUGAUGCCCUGGUCCAUGAAGUUCACCAUGAGAAUAGCACGAUUAGAUCGCACGUAUGCGUGGCUCUUGGUAACAUAAGCCAAGAAGUAGUCGCCAGUGAGGUCAUUGAUGCGUUGGCCAACUCACUCCAAGAUGAGGUAUGGACAGUGAGAUCAAGCGCGUGCGAAGCAAUCAGCAGCUUGGGUAAAAAUGUAGCCAGCUACGAGGUGAUGAAUGGCUUAUUGAAUGCAUUUUUCGAUGAGCAUCCUGUUGUUAGAUGGCGUGCGAGUAAUGCUUUCCAAGAUUUGAGUGAACAGGCAACAACCAAUGAAGUGAUCUUUCGUACGAGUACAAGCAAAGAAACAAUCGAUAGCAUAGUGAACGAUCUUGUGGACCAGAACGAGUGGAUUAGAGCAAAUGCGUGUAACACCAUCGCUGACAUGGAGGAAGCAAGUGCAAUCAAUGAAGUGAUUGAUGGCCUGAUGAAUGCACUUGGAGAUACCAGCGAAUAUGUUAGAGUGACAGCAUUUAAGGCUGUAUGUAAACUUGGCUUAAAAGUAGCAACAACCGAGAUGAUCAGUCGUCUAGUGAAUGCACUUACGGAUUCGGAUGAGUAUAUCAGAGAAUGUACAUAUGAGGCUCUCAGUAAAAUGGGUGACAAAGCAGCAACAAGUGAGGCGAUUGGUGGUCUGGUCAUUUUAUUUGGAGAUGAGGUUAUAGAUGUCAGCUGGCUUGCGUGCAAAGUCAUUCGUAACUUUGGUGAAAAAGCACGAACAAAUGAAGUAAUUGAAGCGCUAGUUGACUUACUUGAACAUGAAAAUUGA
Messenger RNA from Rotaria socialis, 1677 nucleotides. The record is from the annotation of a GenBank genome assembly. Lineage: Eukaryota; Metazoa; Rotifera; Eurotatoria; Philodinida; Philodinidae.